This is a messenger RNA of Ambispora gerdemannii, 585 nucleotides long. Lineage: Eukaryota; Fungi; Glomeromycota; Glomeromycetes; Archaeosporales; Ambisporaceae. The record is from the annotation of a GenBank genome assembly.
AUGGAAUGUCUCUUUGGCUUAGUGGGUAAAGACUUUGCAAUAACCGUGUCAGAUGCUACUUCUAUACAGUCAAUCGUGGUCAUGAAACAUACAGAAGAUAAAUCACGAAACCUUAACAAACACAUAAUAAUGUUGUAUGCUGGAGAGCCGGGUGAUACUGUUAAUUUUGCCGAAUACAUUCAAAGAAAUGUGAGAUUUUAUGAAAUCAAGAAUGGUAUCGAGUUAUCUCCACAGGCUGCCGCAAAAUUUACAAGGCGUCAGGUGGCAGAAAGUUUGCGAAGUCGGCAACCGUACUCGGUGAACCUUCUCAUCGCCGGGUAUGACGUGAAAACUGAAGCCAGUCAACUUUACUGGAUCGACUACCUGGGCUCAUUAAUUGAGAUCCCCUUCGCGGCACACGGAUAUGGCGCGUACUACGUGACGUCGGUCUUGGAUAGAUAUUAUUAUCCGCAAAUUUCACUUGACGAGGCUAAAGUUUUGAUUAAAAAGUGUAUAGACGAGUUGAAGACUCGAUUUUUUAUUAAUUUAUCGAAUUUCAAGAUCAAGGUAUCAAAUAAGGAUGGUAUUCAAGAGAUUGUACUUUGA